Messenger RNA from Cololabis saira (Pacific saury), 4159 nucleotides. RefSeq names its product zinc finger protein 665-like. NCBI's taxonomy places the organism in Eukaryota, Metazoa, Chordata, Actinopteri, Beloniformes, Belonidae. The coding region runs from base 226 to 1740 and encodes 504 amino acids. The record is from RefSeq and is a predicted model, not a curated record. The transcript is spliced from 3 exons.
GUAAUGCACCUUCAAGUUGGUUUGACAACCGCUAAUAAACACCAUUGAAGAAGAAGAAGAAGAAGAAGAAGAAGAAGAAGAAAACAGAGAACAAGAAGCAGAAGAAGACGAGACGCCUCAGUUGUGUCUGGAACUCGACAGAGAGAAGAUUUAACGACGAAACCGAGCCGCAACGCUCGAGUGGAGGCCACGUGUUUGGAGACAGACCGGGACCAGAACCAGGAGAUGGACCAGAACCAGGAGAUGAACCAGGACCAGAACCAGGAGAUGAACCAGAACCAGGACCAGGACCAGGACCAGAACCAGGACCAGGACCAGGACUCCUCAUCCAGCAGGACUAAAGCUGCUGGUCUGCAGAAACGUAAAGGCAAAGAGAAGCCCACAGGUUACCCGUGUGAUCAGUGUGAGAAAGUCCUCACCACUUCAUCAUCCUUGAAGAGCCAUAAGAGGAUUCACACUGGAGAGAAGCCGUACAAAUGUGAUCAAUGUGGGGCAGCUUUUACUGAAUCGGGUACUUUAAUAGGUCACCAACGUAUUCACACUGGAGAGAAGCCGUACAAAUGUGACCAAUGUGGGGCAGCUUUUACUGAAUCAGGUACUUUAAGAAGUCACCAACGUAUUCACACUGGAGAGAAGCCAUACAGAUGUGAUCAGUGUGGGGCAGCUUUUACCACAUCAGGUACUUUAAGAAGUCACCAACGUAUUCACACUGGAGAGAAGCCGUACAAAUGUGAUCAGUGUGGGGCAGCUUUUACUAAUUUGGGUACUUUAAGAAAUCACCAACGUGUUCACAGUGGAGAGAAGCCGUACAGAUGUGAUCAGUGUGGGGCAGCUUUUACUGAAUCGGGUCAUUUAAGAAGUCACCAACGCAUUCACAGUGGAGAGAAGCCUUACAGAUGUGAUCAGUGUGGGGCAGCUUUUACUGAAUCGUGUAAUUUAAGAAGUCACCAACGUGUUCACACUGGAGAGAAGCCGUACAAAUGUGAUCAGUGUGGGGUAGCUUUUACCACAUCAGGUAACUUAAGACGUCACCAACGUGUUCACACUGGAGAGAAGCUGUACAGAUGUGAUCAGUGUGGGGCAGCUUUUAUUGAAUCGGUUGCUUUAACGAGGCACCAACGUGUUCACAGUGGAGAGAAGCCGUACAGAUGUGAUCAGUGUGGGGCAGCUUUUACCACAUCAGGUAAUUUAAGAAGUCACCAACGUAUUCACACUGGAGACAAGCCGUACAGAUGUGAUCAGUGUGGGGCAGCUUUUACUCAAUUGGGUACUUUAAGAAGUCACCAACGUGUUCACAGUGGGGAGAAGCUGUACAGAUGUGAUCAGUGUGGGGCAGCUUUUACUAAAUUGGGUAAUUUAAGACGUCACCAACGUGUUCACAGUGGGGAGAAGCCGUACAGAUGUGAUCAGUGUGGGGCAGCUUUUACUCAAUUGGGUAAUUUAAGAAGUCACCAACGUGUUCACAGUGGGGAGAAGCCGUACAGAUGUGAUCAGUGUGGGGCCGCUUUUACUGAAUCGUGUCAUUUAAGAAGUCACCAACUUGUUCACAGUGGGGAGAAGCCGUACAGGUGUGAUCAGUGUGGGGCAGCUUUUACUCAAUCAGGGGCUUUAACGAAUCACCAACGUGUUCAUACUGGAGAGAAGCCGUACAGAUGUGAUCAGUGUGGGGCAGCUUUUACUCAAUCAGGUGCUUUAUCGAAGCACCAACGUGUUCACAACGGAGAGAAGCCGUACAUGUGAUCAGUGUGGGGCAGCUUUUUAGUUUAAGAAGUCACAAUUGUAUUCAUAUUGUGUAAAAUGUGUGUAUGAGUUUGUGGCAGCUUUUUCUAGAAGUGUUCAUUAAAAUGGCACAGACAUGUUAGAAAAAAAACAGUGAUAGAAAUGUGUUUAAUCUGUUAUUCUGAGAGAAAGAAAUCUGAAGGUAUAAUUCUAAUAAGUUCAGUUUUAUGUUAGCUUUUUAAAAAUGGUUCUGCUUCUCUUGGCAAAUUAGUAACUUUUUUGUACUAUUUGUAUAUUAUAAAAUACAUUUUUUCACCAGUUUUGUCAUUGUUAAUGGAGAUAUAGAGAGAAAUAAAGUUAUUUGGUUCCGACGAAAUGAGGGCCUUUUUGCCCCCCUAAACGUACCACAAAAGUCACCAAAUUUUGAACGCAAGCCAGGCCUGUCGAAACAUUUGAUAUUUCAUGGUUUGCAUUAAUGGGUGUGGCCUAAUGGCUCAACAGCGCCCCCUAGAAAACUUCGUGCCUCAAGCCCCACAAUACGGUUUGACGUAUAUGCACGAAAAUCGGUACACACCUGUAUCAUGUCGCAACUUAAAGAAAAGUCUCUUGGCUAUUGGUGAAAAUUGCACGCGCGAGGGCCCUUUCAUCGCUGCUUGCAGCUUUAGUUAUUUCUUAUUUUAAAUACUUAUUUUUUAAUUAUUUUAUUAUGUACUUUUGUAUUAACUUUUUUUUUUAAUUUUGUUAAGUUUAUUUCAAUGUUUUUACUUUUUCAUAUGUUAACUCCAGUGCUUUUUCCUCAUGAGGAUCUUCCACACCAGGUACUAUGCCUACUUGGCCUGUGGGGUUCUAUCCACAGUGUGUAGAUCUAGUUGAUGUGUUCAUAGGCCUAACAAGUCUAUGAGACGGCUACAGCUAAUUCCGAAUGCAUGCUGCCCGGGUGCUCACCAGAAAUAAAAAAGUGGACCACAUCACUACGUGUCCAGAUCUUUACACGGGCUCCCUGUACCUCAGAGAAUAGACUUUAAAAUAAAACAAAUUUGUUUACAGCUGAAUUAUUUAAACAGAAGUUUUUCUUUGAGGUUCUGUUGCAGAGCUUUCUGGCAUUUUAUAGUUGCUGUGAGCGCUUCGGUCAUUUCCACGGCCAAGUCCUCCACUUGCCCCACUCGCGUCUCCAUUUCACCUAUUCGCGCCUUCAGCCCCUGCAUCUCCUCGGCCAAACAAUCAAGUUUACCGCUCAUUUCUGUAUGAAGUGAGUUAAUGUCCUUUCUCAAGUUGUCGUUUUUCCCCUUCAUCUCAGAUUUUAAAUCUUUUAUCGCUUCAAGUAGGUCUCCCGGCGUUAUGCUCGUUCUGGGGUGUCCUAUAGCUCCACAUGAGCUGCCGCUAGAUGGUGAUGCUAUUUUGCUAUCUUUGGUAGCAGAGCUGUUUUUAUCUUGAGUUUUCGACAUUGUGGCCAUUGUCCGUUUGGUCUUUUUGUUUCUGCUUUUUUUGUCUAUCUAGAUUAGGGGUCGGCAACCCGCGGCUCUAGAGCCGCAUGCGGCUCUUUAGCGCCGCCCUAGUGGCUCCUGGAGCUUUUUCAAAAAUGUUUGAUCUUUGUUUUCCUUUUUUUCUUCUAUUUUCUUUUUUAUCUUUUUUCUUCUUUUUUUCCUUUUUUUCUGUUUUUUCUAUCUUUUUCCUUUCCUUUUUAAUCUCGAUAUUUCAACUUUUUUCUCGACAUUUCAACAUUUUUCUCGACAUUUCGACUUUUUUCUCGAAGUGCAUAAUGAAAAAAAAAAACUUCCCCCAGUUAUAACUAAUAUAGAUACAUGCAGCAUGUGUUGUCUUCAUUCUAAGGCUUAUACAAAACUUUUCAUUUUUUGCGGCUCCAGACAUAUUGUUUUUUUGUGUUUUUGGUCCAAUAUGGCUCUUUCAACAUUUUGGGUUGCCGACCCCUGAUUUAGAUAUUCACUUUCUGCUAGAGUCCUCAAUUAAAGUUAUUGAAUGUGCGCUGGGCAGCCUCUCCGCACGCGUCCUUCUACUACAUCUUACCUCCGAAAGUCCCCUGUAUGGUGAGAUUUUGAGUGAAAACCUUCUUCCAUCAGCAGGGGCAUUGAAGAUGAAACGUGGCUGGGUCUUUCAGCAUGACAAUGAUCCCAAACACACCGCCCAAUAAAGAAGGAAUGGCUUCGUAAGAAACAUUUCAAGGUCCUGGAGUGGCCGAGCCAGUCUCCAGAUCUCAACCCCAUAGAAAGUCUUUGGAAGGAGUUGAAUGUCCGUGUUGACAAGCGACAGCCCCAAAACAUCAGCUCUAGAGCAGAUCUGCAUGGAGGAAUGGGCCAAAAUACCAGCAACAGUGUGUAAAAACCUUGUGAAGACUUACAGAAAAUAUUUGACUUCUGUCAUUGCCAACAAAGGUUAUAUAACAAAGUAUUGAAGAACUUUUGUUAUCAACCAAAUACUUAUU